This is a messenger RNA of Vanessa tameamea, 618 nucleotides long. RefSeq names its product coiled-coil domain-containing protein 86. Bases 114 to 608 code for a protein of 164 amino acids. The transcript has 2 exons. The record is from RefSeq and is a predicted model, not a curated record. Gene Ontology annotation, cellular component: nucleolus. Lineage: Eukaryota; Metazoa; Arthropoda; Insecta; Lepidoptera; Nymphalidae.
UUUAACCAAUAAUAUGUCACCUAAACCGACUGACAGUUAAUUCACGUGGUUUUUUCAAUAAAUAAUCUAAUUUAUUUUAAUGUUUCAAUAAGGUUUUGUUCAUAUGUCUUAAAAUGUCUGUCGCUACUGAUUCAGCUGUACUUUCAAUAUUGCAAGAUAUAAAGAAAAAUAAUACUGACACUGAUGUAAAAAGUACCUCUUCAGACCAAACAUCUAAAUCAACUAUAAAAGUUAUCAAUGAUGAUAAAAACGUAAAGGAAUUAAGAGGCCAACCUAAGUCCGGAAGAUUUUGGAAGACGAAAAAAGAAAGAUUUUCUUCUGUGGUCAAAACAAAGGGAAUACGUCCAGACUUUAAGAAGAAAACAGCUUUACGAAUAGAACUUAAACGUACUAAGGAUCUAUCGAAACAAGUUUUAGAAGAAAUUAAAGAAAAAGAGUUGACUAGGAAAGAGCGAAGGCGGGAGAAUAUAAAACGUACAGAAGAAAAUAAAAAGAAGUCUGAAAUUGUACAAGUUAUAACCAAUACGGCUAAACUUAAGAGAAUGAAGAAGAAGCAAUUGAAAUUUACUGAAAAGCGAGAUACUAAUGCUGUUAAUAGUAAACAAUAAAUUUUUUUUU